AUGGCAGUCCAACGGACCCCGUCUUUGCUUCUCACGCUUCUCCUGUCCUCCCUCUUUCUGUUCCUGAGCAUAAACGACCACAAAACUAGCGCGCUCGCGAAAAACACCCAGCAGCAGCAGAUCGUGCUCGAAGACACAUCGCCUGCAUCACCCGGCUCGGUCGACGAGAUCCCCACAGAAGAACAGCGACAGAGCUAUUGGGCACACGGUGGCAAUGACAUUGUGCACGAGGUAUGGUCGAUCCUACGAGACUUCGAGCCGACUUGGAAGGACAGUGUCUCAUCUCCAAGCGCCGGGCGACACCCCUCUGGCCUCUUGGAGAUCUCAUGGCACUACCUCAAGAUCAUUUUCCGGGCGUUAUUCAUGAAUGCGCCUUCCAGACACGACAGCGACGACGGCAAUGACUCAGGGAGCCAACACCCACGAAUUCAUGGAGAUCUUAAGCAUGGUGUCGACACGUUGCAGGCCGCGGCCGCGUUCGAUGACCCCGAUGCGAUUUUCCUCCUGGCGGAGAUGAACUUUUAUGGGAAUUUCUCUAUGCCCCGAAAUUUUAUGGAGGCGAAGAAAUGGUAUAUGCGGCUGGCUGAUCUAGAUGGGAAUAGCACGGCGCAGUACAUGCUUGGGUUGCUGUACGCAACAGGGAUUGGUGGUGUGGAACGAGAUCAAGGGAAGGCAAUGCUAUACCAUAGUUUUGCAGCGGAACAGGACAACAUCCGAUCGGAGAUGACGCUUGCCUUCCGCCACCACGCGGGCAUUGCCACCUCCAGAGACUGCAACAAGGCGGUGGAAUACUACAAGCGUGUGGCCGACAAGGCCAUGGCAUAUUGGCGCGCGGGUCCCCCUGGGGGUUCUUCAUUCGUGCGCAAUGCCUACCGCUGGGUCGAGGUUGAUGGCGGCAUUUACGGCGAGGGUGCCAGUGUUAGCAGCUCCGGGCACAACGCGCCUCGCGACGGCUUGUCUCUUGCCCACGUCGACAGCGUCCUCGAUUACCUCGACGUGAAGGAACACCAAGGAGACUACAAUGCCGUCCUCAACAUCGGAAAGUACUACUACGAGGCUCCUCGGGGCUACCGGAGGAACUACCGCAAAGCGCAACGUCAAUUCAUGAAGGUCGCCCGGGCCUACUGGGGAAAAGAUGGGAAAGUCAAUCCAAAAGCACCCAAGGGCAUUGACCGACUGGCUGGGAAAGCUGCAGCAUACAUUGGGCGCAUGUUCCUCCGUGGUGAGGGCAUGGACCAAAACUUUGAAAAGGCUUUGACCUGGCUCAAGCGCGGUGUCAGCAAUGGAGAUUCGUUCGCCCAAUAUCACAUGGGGCUCAUGUACCGUGAUGGCCUGGGCGUACCCAAGGAUGGGCUCCGUGCUGGUGCAUAUUUGAAAGCGGCCGCGGAGCAGAGCUUGCCUCUUGCCCAAUCUGCACUAGGGGUUCUUUUCAUUGACCAAGGUGAUGUCGAGACAGCGACUCGUUACUUUGAACUCGCUGCUGGCGCUGGCGUGAUGGAAGCAUACUACUACCUCGCCGAGAUGACCAAUCAAGGUGUUGGCCCGGAGCGAAAUUGCGGUCUGGCAACAGUAUACUACAAGGUGGUGGCUGAGCGUGCAGAAAUCCUCCAUUCAUCGUUCCUCGAGGCCAACUCGGCAUAUGAACGAGGCGAUUUUGAACGAGCUUUCAUCCCAAUCGUCAUGGCCGCGGAACAAGGCUAUGAAUACGCGCAAGCCAAUGCGGCAUAUCUGCUCGACAAGAAAACAUCAGUCAUCUCGGUGCCUGGUGUCUCGUUCUUCUCAUCAGACAACCCUGCUGCAAGCCGCAGUAAGCUCUUGAACAAUGCCGAGCUCGCUCUGGCUUACUUUACUCGCUCUGCCAAACAAGCGAACGUCGACUCCCUGGUCAAGAUGGGCGAUUACUACCUAGCCUCUGGAACCGCGAGUGCCGGUGCUAGAAAACCACAAGCUUCCUCUCCUCCCGUCUCAACUGAAAGCACAACAGACGGCUCUAACCCUCAAUCCAAGGAAGCACAGUCCGACCUCGAAAAAGCCGCCACAUGCUACACCACGGCCGCGGAGACGCACCACUCGGCACAAGCACUCUGGAACCUGGGGUGGAUGCAUGAGCACGGCAUUGGAUCCGUCACCAAAGACUACCACAUGGCCAAGCGGUACUACGAUUUGGCGCUCGAGAUGAACAAAGAGGCAUACCUACCAGUGACGCUCGCGCUGACCAAGCUGCGCAUCAGAUCCUGGUGGAACGGCAUCAGCGGCGGGAAAGUCAACGGAAUCCGGGACGACGAAGACGACGGCACCGGCGGUCGAGGCCGGCCCCGCAGCUUCGCCGAGUGGAUCAACCGCUUCCUCGACGCCGCGGAAGAAAUGGAUGCCGCGGAGGCGGCGGCCCUGGCCGCGAGAGACCGUGAUGGCGGCGACGAUGACUUCUUGGGUCUCGGGGCCGAGCCCGGCAUGCCUGGCGGAGACUCCGAUUACGCCGCGCGCACGGCGAGAGAGCGCCAGGCUGCGGGUGCGGGCCCCGCAGACGAUGGAUAUGGUGCUGACGAAUGGGAUGAGUUUGAUGAUGGCCUGGUCGAGAGUUUGAUCAUCAUUGCCCUGGCUGGUGCGUUGGCUCUGCUUGUCUAUGCCCGCCAAGCGAGACAGAGGGCUGGCGAGGAGGAGAGAAGGCGCAAUCAAGCACAAGCCCAACAGGGCCAGGUGCAGCCACAGCCAGCGCAGCCAGCUCCGGCGGCUGAGGGGCAGGAUAGAGGCGUGUUCCCUGGCCCAGGCGACCCGGAGUUCAAUAACUGGGUCGCGGGCGGAAUUGGGCAUUGA
Messenger RNA from Exophiala aquamarina CBS 119918, 2814 nucleotides. RefSeq lists its product as uncharacterized. Gene Ontology annotation, cellular component: endoplasmic reticulum membrane. The transcript has 2 exons. NCBI's taxonomy places the organism in Eukaryota, Fungi, Ascomycota, Eurotiomycetes, Chaetothyriales, Herpotrichiellaceae. Gene Ontology annotation, biological process: ERAD pathway. The coding region runs from base 1 to 2814 and encodes 937 amino acids. Gene Ontology annotation, molecular function: protein binding. The record is from RefSeq and is a predicted model, not a curated record.